Molecule: messenger RNA, 1738 nt
Organism: Grus americana (Whooping crane)
Lineage: Eukaryota; Metazoa; Chordata; Aves; Gruiformes; Gruidae
Gene: DUSP29
Product: dual specificity phosphatase 29
Exons: 4
Coding region: 45-698 (217 amino acids)
Biological process (GO): negative regulation of MAPK cascade; protein dephosphorylation
Cellular component (GO): cytoplasm
Molecular function (GO): MAP kinase phosphatase activity; protein tyrosine/serine/threonine phosphatase activity
Source: RefSeq, a predicted model, not a curated record
ACGCAGAGCACCCACCUAAGCUUACAGACGCUGGCACGUCCUCCAUGGACAAGAUGUCAUCAGCAAGUUUGAAUGCUGCGAAGAAAAAUGCGUACACAGCUAUCAAAGUGGAUCCUGAUGAGGAUUACUGUACCCCAGGUGCAUUUGAAUUGGAGCGACUCUUCUGGAAAGGAUGCCCGAAGUACACUCAUGUCAACGAAGUUUGGCCCAACCUCUACAUAGGAGAUGAGAAAACUGCGUUAGAUCGCUACAGCCUUGAGAAGGCAGGCUUCACCCACAUCCUCAAUGCAGCCCAUGGUCAGCGGAAUGUGGACACAGGACCAGAAUAUUAUCACGACAUGACUGUGGAGUACCACGGAGUGGAAGCAGAUGAUCUCCCCACUUUCAAGCUCAGCCAGUUCUUUUAUUCAGCUUCUAAAUUCAUUGAUAAUGCACUUCAGGAUGAAAGAAACAAGGUUCUGGUUCACUGUGCUAUGGGUCGCAGCCGGUCAGCCACACUGGUCUUGGCUUACCUGAUGAUUUACAAGAACAUGACAGUAGUGGAUGCCAUUGAGCAAGUAUCAAGACACCGAUGCAUCCUGCCAAACCGGGGCUUCUUGAAGCAGCUGAGAGAACUGGACAUAGCGUUGGCACUGCAGAGGAGGAACACCAAAAACAGCCUACCACGUGAUGACGAUGAGAACAGCACCACGACCUAGUACUGUUCCUGGCAGGGUUGUGCUACUGGAAAAGAAACUCCAUAAAAGGAGGGGAGGGGAAGGUGUAGUUAAUUACACAGUCACAAGGUUCAUUUGUUAUUUGGAAGGAAAAACAAAGUCAUUUCAAAUGCUGUCAAGAUGAGAAAGAAGGGAAGCCAAAUUUAAAACCCAUCUUCUUACAAUGUUCCAGCCUUAGCAGAAUUCUUUGUGGCAUCAACAAAUAAAUUCUACCCUCUGUAAAACAAGCUUUUACAGCACAAAAGCAGAAAACCCUCUUCUAGCCGAUUACCCCCAAAAUCCUGAUCCCAACCAAAGCAUGUGGCAUUUAAGAGUGGAGCUAGGCAUUCCUGGAGAAAAUUUGCAGGAAAAAUAUCAAGAUGGUAACAGCACAGAUUAAUUGAUAAGUUUAGUCCCAGAGUCCUGAAGGAUUUUGCAGCAGUUUGUCUUUUUGUGCCGUUUUCUGGCAUCUCCAUUUCUUCUUUCACAGUAAUAAUCUAGGGCAGCACAGUGUUUAGAGAGCCUCCAGACGAGGAUCAACUACCCAGUCUUCACAAUGGACUUUGCAGCAGACCAUACAAGCUAGAAACAAAGCAAGACCCCCGCAAAGGUCAGAUGCAUAAGCAGACAGAACGGACGACGGUUCAAAGAGGUACAUACACAUGACAUUUUGGCAGUUUCAGUUUUAACUUAUUUCUCCUAAAUGCUUCAACUGCUUGAACUUUAAAAGGUCCUAUACAGACAGUAUCCAAGUCAAUUUACUAGUUCACAAAACUACAAACACCUGAGAAAAUUAUGUUACUAGUUGUUUUCCUGCACUUGGAAAAAACUAACAGCUAGAACAAUAAACAAGAAAAAUAGGACGUCCUUUACAUUGCUAAGAGGAAGUUCAACAUUGAACUUGUGCAGCCCUAAUAACCCCUAAAUAAUCAACUAGUUCUAAUGAGAAUUUAUUUUUGAUUAAAAAGGAAAGACACACAGGUGAAGCCUUUAAAAAAUAUCUCCCAGUGACCUGACUAACCAGGAGAAAGCUGCUGCUGUGC